AUGGCCGCCAAAUCACGGUUUACAAGGCUUGAUGCCUUCGCAAAAACAGUUGAAGAUGCUCGCGUUCGUACAACAUCCGGCGGAGUCGUUACUUUGGUAUCAUUACUUGUUAUUUUCUGGUUAGUAUGGGGGGAAUGGGCUGAUUACCGCCGGGUUGUGGUAGUUCCCGAGUUGAUUGUAGACAAGUCACGAGGAGAGAGAAUGGAGAUCCAUUUGAAUAUGACUUUCCCCAGAUUGCCAUGCGAAAUGUUAACGCUGGAUGUCAUGGACGUCUCUGGUGAGCAACAGGUCGGAGUUGCUCAUGGCGUAAACAAAGUACGUUUGAGUUCCGCCGCCGAGGGCGGUCGAAUCCUUGAUAUAGAAAAACUUGAACUCCAUGCGAAGAACGAAGUAGCUAUACACCUCGACCCUGAUUACUGCGGCGAAUGUGGAGGAGCGCCAGCCCCGGACACCGCGAAAAAGCCAGGAUGCUGCAACACAUGUGAGGAAGUUCGAGAGGCCUAUGCUGUGAAACAAUGGGCUUUUGGCAAGGGCGACAACAUUGAACAGUGUCUACGAGAAGGCUACGCCGAAAAAAUUGAUGCGCAGCGCAAAGAGGGCUGUCGCCUUGAAGGUGUCCUUCGCGUGAACAAAGUCGUUGGUAAUUUCCACAUUGCGCCCGGUCGUAGUUUCACCAGCGGAAAUAUCCAUGCGCAUGACUUGGAGACAUACCUUGACAAAAGCUUGGAAGGAAAUGACAAGCAUACCAUGACACACAUCAUUCAUCAGCUGAGAUUUGGCCCUCAGCUCUCCGAUGCAAUUGCCCAGCGUUGGCAAUGGACAGAUCACCACCACACCAACCCUCUGGAUGACACGAAACAAACAACUGACGAGCCAGGCUACAACUUUAUGUAUUUCGUUAAGGUUGUGUCAACAUCAUAUCUCCCCUUAGGAUGGGAUACUACCCGAUCCAAUCUCGUUCAUCAAGAUCACGAGGAUACGCCACUAGGCUUGCACGGUGCAGCAUACGGCACAGCAGGUAGCCUUGAAACACAUCAAUACUCUGUGACAUCUCACAGGCGGUCUCUUUCCGGCGGCGAUGACGCCGCAGAGGGCCACAAGGAACGCAUUCAUGCGCAGGGCGGUAUUCCCGGCGUAUUUUUCAACUACGACAUCUCUCCGAUGAAAGUCAUCAACCGGGAAGACCGUCCCAAGAGCUUCACAGGCUUUUUAACUGGUGUCUGUGCUGUGAUCGGUGGUACCCUGACUGUCGCUGCUGCUGUCGAUCGGUUUUUGUAUGAAGGCGUAUUGAGAGUGAAGAAGAUACACACGAAUUGA
This is a messenger RNA of Talaromyces proteolyticus, 1317 nucleotides long. RefSeq names its product putative COPII-coated vesicle membrane protein Erv46. Gene Ontology annotation, biological process: retrograde vesicle-mediated transport, Golgi to endoplasmic reticulum; endoplasmic reticulum to Golgi vesicle-mediated transport. NCBI's taxonomy places the organism in Eukaryota, Fungi, Ascomycota, Eurotiomycetes, Eurotiales, Trichocomaceae. The transcript has 3 exons. The record is from RefSeq and is a predicted model, not a curated record. Gene Ontology annotation, cellular component: endoplasmic reticulum membrane; endoplasmic reticulum; COPII-coated ER to Golgi transport vesicle. The coding region runs from base 1 to 1317 and encodes 438 amino acids.